UUGAAUAUUUUAAUAAUAAAUAGUACAAUAAAAUAAGGUAAAAAAGGGGUAAAACUCGGAAUGAAUGCUAUCAGCAAUUUUUUUUGCUCAAUAUCUUCGUUUUGGCAUUCUCUAACUUACAUCAAUAGUCUAGAAGAAUCUCAUGUCCGCAAGACGCGAUUUUCAAGAUCAAACCGCGAAAUUUAGAUUUUCGAAAUAAGAAAUAAUAGACAAUUAUAUUUUAUACACUAGGGUGGUCCUUAUUUUACUUUUUUGCGAACGUUGAGUGCGACGCCCUCUAGAUUGGUUCCAAAUCAGGAAAAAAAAAAAUUCCCUAAUAGUACAGGAAAGUUAGUAAAAAAACAGGCAUUUUGUGGAACGAAAUACAGGACGGCUGAAUUUUUCAAAUCUGAAAGAGGGGUAUUGGAAAAGCUUAAGUCCUAGUUUUCGGGACGCCACCCCCUGGCGAAAUCCGCCAUUUUGGAAAACGCGAAUCGCUCUAUAUCUCCAAAACUAUGGGUCCUAUAGAAAUGGUUGUCAGACCAAAGUUAUUGAAAAUUUAAUUAUCUUUUUCUUUGUAGCACAUUAUUUUUCUCAGCGGGCAAUAGUUUUGAGGUUAUGUUGUUUUAAUUUAUUUUUUUUUUAGUUUUUUAAGAUUAUAUCGUUCCCAGUAUUAGUUAAAUAAUUUUUUAAACAGUAAAAGUUAUAGACCGUCAAAUUUCCAAUAAUUUGGUAUAUUUUUGAAAGUCCUGCGAUGUGUAAGUGUAAAGUUAUUAAGUUAGAAAAGAUAUUUAUAUUACCUACAACUUUAUUUAAGUAAUUUAUUCGGUCAAGCCAAUAGUGUAGUAGAUAUAGACCAAUUCACGUUUUUCAAAAUGGUGGAUUUCGCCAGGUGGUUGGUGUCCCGAAAAUUAGGACUUAAGCUUUUCUGAUACCCUUCUUUCAGAUUUGAAAAAAAUCAGCCAUCCUAUAUUUCGUUCCACAAAAUGCCUGUUUUUUUUACUAACUUUCCUCUUCUUAGACUAUAGUUUUCAGAUCAAUAACUUUACACUCACACAUCGCAGGACUUUCAAAAAUAUACCAAAUUAUUGGAAAUUUGACGGUCUAUAACUUUUACUGUUUAAAAAAUUAUGUAACUAAUACUGGGAACGAUAUAAUCUUAAAAAACUGAAAAAAAAAAAUAAAUUAAAACAACAUAACCUCAAAACUAUUGCCCGCUGAGAAAAAUAAUGUGCUACAAAGAAAAAGAUAAUUAAAUUUUCAAUAACUUUGGUCUGACAACCAUUUCUAUAGGACCCAUAGUUUUGGAGAUAUAGAGCGAUUCGCGUUUUCCAAAAUGGCGGAUUUCGCCAGGGGGGUGGCGUCCCGAAAACCAGGACUUAAGCUUUUCCAAUACCCCUCUUUCAGAUUUGAAAAAUUCAGCCGUCCUGUAUUUCGUUCCACGAAAAAGUCUAUCUUUCCUGUACUAUAAUUUUUUUCAAAUUUUUAUCUCUAACCCGGCACUAUUUUGAUAAGAAGUUGUUACUAGAGCAGGGGCGAUAUUCUGUGUGCAGUGUUGGUUAAAUGGCGGAUGUUUGAUCAUUCGUAUGUAUGUAUAAUAGGUGUGAUAGUAUUAUACGUACGAUACCGUAUAAAAGUAAAAAGGGCGCCACUAUUUUUUUGAAGAGGCUAUAAACUACUGUCAAAAAAUUGAAAAAAAAAAAACAAAAACUUCUUAAUGAAAUAGGUAAUAGGGUCAGCAAGGGUUAGGAAUAAAAAUUUGAAAAAAUUAGGGCAGUUUUUUUUGUUGAUUUGGAACCAAUCUAGGGGGCGCACAGUGUGGGAAUUCGCUCAUGUAGCGGAAUUAAAUUAAUAGCGCAUACAAGCUUAACUUUUUGAGAAUUCGUUUUAAUUCAAAAUAUAUCAAUAUAUAUAUUUAAAUAUCUCGUCAAUUUUGUAUGUACACCCAGAAAAAAACGCAUAGUAGUUUUAAAUACGUUCUACAUUGCAUUAAUGGUGAAAAAUAAAUUCAUUUAUUUUCUAAAAAUCGUCCUAUGCUUAAAAGAGUGGGUGUCCCCGAAUGACGAACUCAGACUUCAUGUAAAUGAGUUUGUGUGUAUUAGUGACCUUUCUUCGCCAUACAUCUCUCACGUUCAACGUCAUCUCAACUCAGUUCUCUCUCGGUAUCUUUAUUUGCAUUCUCUUUACCUUUCUAGAGAACCAAAGUCAUAAAAUUAAAGUCUAUUUAGGUAGAAAAAACAAAUCAGCAUCAAGGAAAUAGCAAAAAAAAAAGGGUUGCAAGCCUUGCAAGUGUAUAUUGCGGUUUUGCUUUGCGCAACCGAAUUCACUUGUGUUUUCGUUUUCCGUUGGUUUUACUCUAUGUGCAAGAGUCAUGGUAGGUAUAUUUAUGAAGAAAAAAAUGGUAUGAUAUUCAGUGUUGAAUUUUUCUAUCUUUCUGCGCAUCUAUGUACCUACAUCACUUGGUAUUCUAUAUAACUUUUGCAAAUAUUCGUAGGCGCAGGAAUCUGAUCGACUUUUUUUUCUUUGUUAUAGUAUUCAGUGAUGAUAUUUAUUUUACUAGUUUAAAAACAAAUUUUUUCAACAUUUUUUUUUUGGCAAAUAAAACGUUUAUUUUUUAAAACUAUUAGGUACAUAUUUGUUUAUUUAUUUGAAUGUUUUUAACUUUUUCUUUCGAAUUUGUACAUAGAUUUAUAUAUUAUAUUAUUAAUUGAUAUUAUUGUUAUUCAUAUACAGGGUGUCCCAAAAGUAAUGGAUCAAACGAAAUAUGCAGAUAGGCCAGCUUUAGGGCUCUCAGAAUUUGGUAACUUGUUCAUCCCAAAUCAUUACGGUUUUCAAUUUAAUGCAGUUUUUGUGAAUUAUCGAAAAAUCUCGACUUUGCAACAGUAUUUUGCUUCCUCCGGUCAUAAUUGAUUUUUGUUUUUUACAAUUCUUUCACUAAAACAUUGCCUAAUAAUAAGAAAUAAUUAUUUAAUCAAAAUAUUUUUUAUUUCAUACGCCAUUUUGCUGCAAAUUAUGUAACAGUUCCAUGUUUUAUAAAAACUCAAUUUCUUACUUUUAUUUGAGAGGAACAUCCCGAAAAAAAAUUGUAUGGUGUGAUACUAUUUUAUUAUUUUAAAAACUUGCCGUGUUAUUGCACUUUUCAAAAAUGUUAACAUAAUUAACCUGUGUCACACCAUACAAAUUUUUUGCAGUGUGUUGCUCUGAAAAAAAAUUAAGUAAUUGAGUUUUUAUAAAACAUGGAACUGUUAAUUAAUUUGCAGCAAAAUGGCGUAUGAAAUAAAAAAUAUUUUGAUUAAAUAAUUUUUUAUUCUUAUUAGCCAAUGUUUUAGUGAAAGAAUUGUAAAAAACAAAAAUCAAUUAUGACCGGAGGAAGCAAAAUACUGUUGCAAAGUCGAGAUUUUUCGAUAAUUCACAAAAACUGCAUUAAAUUGAAAACCGUAAGGAUUUGGGAUGAACAAGUUACUAAAUUCUGAGAGCCCUAAAGUUAGCCUAUCAGCAUAUUUCGUUUGAUCCAUUACUUUUGGGACACCCUGUAUAUAUGUAUAUUUUUCUCUUCAAUUAAGUUAGAUAAAAUAAAUAAAUAAAUAUUUUUUGUUUUUACAUACGAAAUUAUAAUAAUAAUUUUUUGGAUUUUAAUUAGUUUUGGUAUAAAAACAAUACAUUUUAUUUCAUUAUUAACCCCUUGUAGCCCCAUGUGACAUAUCUGUUACAAACCAACAAAGGUCCCACAAAAGUUGCAAAAACUAUAUUUUUCUUCUUUUGAAGCUUAUAACAUGUUUUUUAGAUAUUGCUUUAUGGAAAUAGUACAUCAUAUUUUCAAUAAAUGACACCAAUAGUUUUUAACUGACAGUUAAAGUUGAAAGUUCGGCUUUUUUUGAAAACAAGCGAAUUUGUGUAAAAACAACGAAAUUCAGAAAAAAUAUUUUUUCUGCAUAAAGUAACGGGGUUUUAUUUUUGGAUUUUAGGAAUCCGCCUAAAAAUAAAUAUUAGAAAUUUUUUGCUUCAAUUUUUGCAUUUAUCUACAAAAAUAAAUUAUUUAAACUUAUUUUUUUACUCCUUAAAUUUCGAAAUAACUAAGUAAAUAAUAAAGAUAUUGAAUUUUAAAAAAAUACGUGUUUUAUUAUAGCUAAAGGCUAGUCGAUUGACAAUAUUAAUUUUAAAAUUUCCGAUGUUGGGUUACAAGGGGUUAAAAGUAGGUACAAGAUACUCAAUAGUUUAUUUAGAAAGGUGAUAAACAUAACAAAUUCCUUAUAACUAAAAAAAACAAAAAACAAUUUAAAUGUUAGACUGCUUUAGAUAUAAUAUUACUGAAUAUUGAAAAUUAAUUUGAAGGUAUGGAACGAAAAAAGAAAAUAGUGUUACAGAUUUAGAAAAAUACACAUAGUUUUGAAAAGUAAUAAUAUUCUAAUAGAAAGUAGAUCGUUUGCUGUUAUAUUACGUAUUCCAUACCCUCAUACUUCUUGGAAUCCGUGGAUCACAUAAUUCCAAUAAAAAAUGAUUAUUAUAAAAAUUUAGUAGUUUGUUUUUUAUUUUGUCCUCCCAAAAUGAGUCGUCUUUUUGUAUUUUUAUAUAAACAAAAUCGCAUGAUGUCCAUACACCAAAAAAACAAUGGGAUCGUUUUGUAAUGUGCAGUUGUCCUUGCACUUGAUAAAAAUAAUCGUCGUUUUUUUUAGUACAAAAGUAUCUCCGCUUUUCUGAAGAUAUUUUAGUUUUUUCUUUUCAACUGCAUCGCUUAUAGUCAAGUUUUUGACUGAUGAUGGGCAUUUGACUUCACAGAUGCUAUCUUCGCCUACUAAGCGAAGUUUUUGACUGGUCAUAUUUCUCAUAAGUUUGUUUUGAAAAAUUGUACAAAUGAGGUAAUUGAGAAGCAGAAUAGUUGUGCGCGAUUUCACAGAAAAAGACAAUUUCAUCUAUAAAGUCAAAUUCGAAAAUUUAGAUUUUUGUAUUAUAAUGCGAAUAACAUUACAGACUGCCUGUCUUCCCAAAUUUUGUUUUCAUAGAAAAAAAUAUAUCCAUACAGUUGCUCAGAAGAAUACCUAACAUGCAACAAUUUAUGAAAGAGAUAAAUAAACCAGUUAAAAAAAAAAAAAAACAAGAAUACAAAAAAAAACUCGUUUAUCCUAUUCCAUAUACCUACCACGAAACACCAGAUACCAUACAUUGCAAACGUGCGAGAGAUCCAUUUCCUGUAUCCUCUCAUUUUCGCGAAAAAAAUACAACAACACUUUGCAUGCACUUAGCCUGGCGCCAAUCCUUUUUUAUGGAAAAACCUAUGUACAAACAAUAUGUAGAAUGCAGAUACCUAAGUUCAUGGAUUUCUGAGGAAAAAAAUGGAAAGUAGACUCUUUUUCAAAAAUUAAUUGUAAGAAAACUAUUAUAGCAAUUCUUAUUUUCUAACUUGAUAUUGAUAGAAAAAAUAAUGAAAAAAAAAAAAAUAAAAAAAAUAUAACAUAAAAUCUAAAAAUUCUGGUUUCAUAGUACAGUUUAUUGUUUUUGGGACUACUUAAAAAGCGAUUGGAGGGUUACAAAAUAAUAUUUUCCAACAAAAUAUAGUUUUACUCCAUAGUCCAUAAACUAAGCUUUUAAAUAAAAUAAAAAUCAAAAUCAUACUUUGAAAAACAAAGAAAUUAAACCACUUUUUUUUUUUUAAAGUUAAGAAAAAAUGAUAUUUUAUUAUUUUUUUGUUGUUUAAGACCUCAAAACUUAAUAUACAUUUCUUAAACUAAUCAAUGUGUUAGUAUUUGAGUUGAGGUACUUAUUUCUUUUUAUUUCGAUGAAUUUUAUCAAUAAUUGCAGAAGUUAUACAUGUUCAAACAUUGUUACAUAAGGAAAAAUAGCUUCAGUUUCGAUUAAUUUUUUUAUAUGAAAAAUACAUUUUUAGUUUUUCAAAAUAGUUUUACUCCGUAGUUUGAUUCAACCUCAAUCCAAAAUAGAAAUAAAAAAAAUAAAAAUUUUAGUCUAACUAAGAAACAAACCAAUGUCUUUCAGGUCGUUCUAAAACAACGAAAAUUUCAUCAUGUUUUGUUCUCUCUUAAUUACAAGUGCACAAAUUUGGAAAUUGUGGGGAUGAAGAUAUUUAGCCUUGUUUAUUAUCUAAAUAAUAAAUUUAUUUCAUUCAAUUAUCUUUAAAAAUGUAAAAGUUAUUCACCGAUUUGUAAACGAUAACCCGAUUUUUACGUGGUCCACGCAGCCUUAGGCCGUGUGCGAAUUGCGUUAAAAUGUUGGUUAAAAUUUGACGUUUGGUUCAAAAAGGGAUCAAAUUUAUUUUUUUGCUGUGCGAAUUGGGUUAAAAUGUAUUAAAUGGGACUUUUUUCUUGGUACUACUUUGAAUAAAAUUCCCUCAAGAUAAAACAAAACUACCCUCAAAAAUGGUUUUUCUUAUAUUCAAUUAACUAUUUUUUUUAACAAAACCCAGUUGAAAAUAUAUCAAGUUAAAUAUUCUAGUAUGAAAAUGUAUGAAAUUCUCAAUUUCACAUACUUUUUUUUUUAUUUUAUCGAUAAAUUCCCAUUUCAUUAUGAUCAAAAAGAAAUUUAUUAAUUCACUCUUCUAACAUUAAUUCGUAGUUCACCAGCUGCCAACAAAAUAGAAAUAUAAAAAAUAAAAAACAAACAAACAAUUAGUAGAUUUUCAAUUUUGCAAGAUGAAUAUUAAUUUGAGGAAGUACUUUGUAUUAAUACUUUUAACAUUUCUUAAAAUAUCAACGCAUUAUAACAAAAAUAAUUUCAAAUCUAUCUUGAUCUUUCUAUCUUGAGAAACGUCAAAUUUUAACCACUAGUGUCAAAUUUUACCCUGCUCCGCAGCUGGGUAAAUUUUAACCCAUUUUAUUCACCAUGCUAGUGUCAAAUUUUAACCAAACGUCAUAUUUUAACCAACAUUUUAACGCAAUUCGCACACGGCCUUAAGUUACAGUUUGUCACAUCAAUUUUUAUAAGUGAUAUGGCACAGUGGUAAAGCACAAGCUUGUCAACCCAGGUAUAGCAGGUUCGAUCACCAGCGGAUGCCAAUGCCAGUUUUACUUAUUUUUAUUUUCUUUAAUGUGUGAAUAACUUAGAUUUAAAGUGUGCUACUUUGAUUCAAUCAUUUUCCACUUAAGGCUAAAAAUGUAGUGAUUUUCGAUUGAUUCAAAGUGGUUUCCAUUGAUUUUACGUUGUUUUUUGGCUCAGUGUACAGAUCUCUGAAAGUAGGUACAAGUUUUUUGCCUUUUAUGGACUCAUUUUAAAAUGUACUGUACGGUCACAAAAAGAAAGAUUUAACCAUUCCUUUUUUAUAAUAUUAUAAAAAAAUAAGUACAAUAAUGAGUAGAAGUCCGGUUAAUAACAUAUUUACACAAUUUUUAAGUUUAAUUAAAUUUUACGAAACUAACCGCGUAUUUAUAAGAAAUAUUUAAUUUUAUUUCUUCGCCCCGACGUUUCGAAGAGCUUUCAAACUUCGUGGUCACGGGAUUACGGGUUACACAGUUUUUUGAUUUACAGAGUUCUAAAACUGCACGUUUUUGGCACUUUGAUAGACCCUUUUAAAAAAAACUUUUUAUUAAUUUUUGUUUGUAAUAUUUAUGACUAUUACAUGCGAAAAUAAAAUUAAAACUAAUUUCUUAUGUAUAAUUAGCCAAUUUUUAGAUAAACGGAAACUACAUAAAUGUUAAGUGAAAACAUUGUUUAUUUUUGCCUUUUUUGUAGGACUCAUCAAACUCUUUUUUGUUUAAUCUUUAUGAUGGUCUGUUAUCUUAAUAUGAGAGUUAUUUCAUCUUAGACUAUUAACAGUAGUCUUAACUUGUCAAUGAGUCAGGAAAAGUAUGUUAAUUUCAAGCUUCCACAGUUUCGACCGAUUUUAGUCCAUAUUUCACUAAAUCUUUAACAAAGCGAUCUUAUAGUUGUUAUAAAUAAAUUUAUUCUAUCUUCAGAAAGCAACACAUUCACAAAAUUCCAUCAAAAAACUUGACUAUUAACUUAAGUAUGCUAAAAUUAAAGUCCUGUUUUUUUUUAUUAAUUUUUUUUAAAUUUUAUUUAUUAUAACUGAAACACCAUUUAUCCGAUAUAAUUUUUUUUGUAUUACUUAGUGGUUUCCUUUUUUAAUUUUUCAAAUAGCUGGGUUCUUUUUUUCUCUUACUCUAAAUUUUGAAUUUGAACACCCUGUAUUUCUGUUUUAACUAUUUCUAAAUCAAAUUCACUAGUCUAUUUUUUUUUUUUGGAACACCGUGAAAUAAAAAAAAAUUAAAUUUAUAACAUAGCUAACCAAAUCCUAAGAAAUUAUUCUUUUGACGAUAGGUAAUUUUUUUUUGUUGAAUAGUCACUUAGAAUAAUCGGAAAAAAUAUAUGGCAACAUAAUUAGGGUGAGUAGGUACUAGGACACUUGAGACUGGGAACUUUUUUUACGACCUUUUUAAUUGUUUUUUAUUUAAUCGGUUUUUAAUUGUUUAUUAAUUGGUUUGUUUUUCUUUGUCGGGCCGAGUGGCGCCCAAGUCGCUGCAGUUUUAUCUUUUAACGACUUUUUAAUUGUUUUUUUUUUUUUAUGUCGGGCACGAGGCGCGCACAAGUAGAUUGAGAUUUUUUUUAGGAUCUUUUUCAUUCAAAAAAGAAUGUUUAGAUGUUGGUCUGUUUGGUGGUGGUUUUAGAUGACAUUAUAAGAUGUAGGUCAUAAAUGUGCAAGAGAUCUUUUUAAGGAGGUACAGUGUGUGUGUUUGCUUGCUAUGCAAUGUCACUGGAGGAUCGGUAUUAUAUUAUAUAUAUAUAUAUUAUAUUAGAAAAUAUAAUACCAGAGCAUUUCUUAAAAAAAAAAAUAGACUGUAGGUCGUUGCUGUGUAUAAAAUUCGGGGGUAUUAAAUGUAGCUGUGUGUCUCUUGACUUCGUAAAGAGGGCAUCGACCUAGUGCGACAGAAUUUGAUGCUAUUUGAGGGUUGAAAUUACAAAACUGUAUGUUGACUGUUGAGUAUUAGAAUACAAAUGAUGACAAGAGUGUGAGUAUAGUUUUUUUUUUUUUUGUAAGAGGUGUUUAUACUUCUUAUGACGUGUGUCCGUCCAUAUGUAUGUGGUCCUAAGUAUAUUGCUUGUGCACAGGCGUGCGUAGUGUGAUUGGUAUUUUGAGGGGAACAGUUUUUUGAACAAACAUAUCAAAUGAAUAUUUUCUUAAAUAAAACUAAAUCAUUUUGAUAAAAUAAUGCCUUUUAAUUUUCAAAAUAAUGUAUGUUUAAGUAUAUAAAAAAUAAAUUGUUUUAUUCAUUUUCUUUUGGAAUAGGUAUCCAUAAAUUAUGUUCGGGGGUAAAACCAAGCCAUUUUACAAGUAGUUGAUCUUUUUUCCUUUGGAGCACUUUUUCAAUUAGAUAAGUAUCGGGGAACUUAGUUUUUUGUAGUUCAAGCUCAUAGAACCCACCCUUGAUAGGGUUUUUCUGGUAGUCUUCUAGCAGAUAUGUCACUGGAUUUGUAUGUUGAAUUUUUGUUAUUUUGAAGAUUUCUGUUGUCCAAUUUGGUGUGUAUCCUUUAUCAAAUACAUGCUUGUAUUUACUUAUUCUCACAAACUCUCCCACCUUAAACUUUGGAGCAAAAUGAAUUUUGAUGUUAUCAUAUAUUUUUGUUAGAAUUUGCUUUUCAUUUGUAGUAUUGACUUUUGAAGGCUUCAUUUUAAUAGUUCGAUGUUUUGAAUUGUUGUACGUUUUAGUUAGUGUAUCUAUUAUAUUUAUCCAACAAUAUGAACCGUUAGCACUGAAUUCUUUCCACAUAAGGGUUUUCAAAGACAAUCGAAGCCUUAAGUGACGUAAAUGUUGAAUAAUGAUUGAUGUUAUGUUUUUUCAUAAGACUUUGAAAAGUAGUGUUGAAAAAUUCUUUACCGUCAUCUGUUUGCAAAUUGGCUGGAAUACGACCCUUUCUAAAUAUAUUUUCCAUAGCUUAAGUGACACUCACCCCGGUUUUAUUUUUAAUAGGGGCAGUCCAAGCUAAUUUAGAAAAUGUAUCAAUUACCGUAAGAAGAUAUCUAUUAUUUUCAUUAUCUGCUGAAUAUGCCCCCAUUUCAACAAGAUCAGCUUGCCAUAAAUCAUCAAGUCCUUUGAUAAUGACUCUCCUUUUUCUGAAAUUUUUUCUUGCUGGCUUAUGUAGUUCUUCGACAAUGUCUCUUUUGCUCAUCUUUUCACAGAAUGAUUAAAACAACAAAACAUUUUACCUUUUUAUUACUUUAUUCGUUUAAAAUUUGUGUAUAAAAAUUCACAAUUCUCUUAAUUUUAUUAAUUUUAAUCUUAAUUCGGUAACAUGAACAAGUAUCUGGUCCUUCAUUGCACAAGUUUGAUGACCAACUUGAAGGACAGUUCAAGAAAUGAAAUUCAUUCCAUGUCAUAGAAUAAUCAUCCUUUUCGAAUCUCUUUAUAAACAAAAUACAAUUCAUAGCUUCUGAAUAGUGUACUUCAUGUUGUAUAAUGUGCUGGUUGGAUUUUAAAAAGGAUAGAAGUUCGUCAACGACCAAAUUAAUUUUAAAAGGAGACAUGUUUUUCGUUUUAAAUGUGAAUGCAAACUGACUUGAAUAUUAUUUUUAAAAUAUUUAAUUUAAUCUUUCAUACAACAACAUUAAUUUUUUAAUUUUUAUCAACCUAUUUUCAACCAUGUAACACGCACAUGUAUCUGGUCCUUCUUUGCAUAGAUUUGAGGACCAUGGGCAGUUAGCAAAAUGGCAUCGAUAAUCAGAUGUUGUAGAAGAUACAUUAGUAAACCGUUUUAAGAAGACUAUACAGUUCAAAAGUUCCGUAUGAUGUUCGUCCAACAAGAUGUUCUUAUUUCUGAUAAGGAAUUUUAAGAUUUUAUCGAAAAUUAAUGUGGGGUUUAUGCUAGACAUCGCGAAUUAAUGACUGAUUAUAUAGGUACUUAAGUGAAGACUAAAUUGAUUUUAAGUAGGUAUAACAUAUUUAAACUUAUUAAAGUAUUUUUCAAUUUCAAUUUGAAGGCUUUCGCGUAAUUGAUCAAUUUUUUGAUCAACAUAGCUUUUAGUUGCAGCAUCUUUUUGUUCUUGAGGCUCCUGAAUGUUUUUUAAUCUUUUUCCAUCUAUGGUGUAAUCGCCGUUUUCUGUUUUGACAAAUCCCUCUCCAGGUGGUCCUUGUGCACCAGAUGGCCCCCGCUCUCCUUGUUUCCCUCUUGGGCCUCUCGGUGGGGUCCUAUGUGAAUAACGACCAAAUUUAUCAAUACUCAUUAUUUUAUUUUUUUAUUCGAUAAUAACGGCUUCUUUAAGUUCUUCAAUAAUUGAAAUAAUUUCGUUGGAAUAAUUGUUGUGCCCAGCUUGUUGCGAAGCAAUAAGAAGUCGUAUUCGAUCUACAAGUUCAUUGGGGUCAUCCCAAAAUAUAUAGUCUUUUUCCAAUUUUGAUAAUUGCAUUAACCCAUUGCCUGAAGUUGGUUGUGGUGUUGAUGGUGAAGAUGGUGGCUUAUUAGAUGUAUUUGUAUCGAAUCCUAAUAAUUUCUUGAUUAUUUUCGUAUACUUAUACCCCCGAUUGCCAUGUAUUUGUCCGUGUGAAUCAUGACCAAUCUUAUGUGUAUUGGUGUCAUACAAUAUGGUCUUGUAAUUUUUUAAAUCUUCGCUAGUGUAAAUGCUUUCAUCUGGUUUUCUCAUGAAUAUAAGUUCAUAUAAGCCAUUUGUACUCUCAAAGGUAUUAUUUUGUAUUCGUAUAUGUUUUCCAAGAAUGGUUAAUUCACUAUUUCCGAUGUACCACUUAUCAUCUUUUGAAUAUACCCCAUACGUUUUAUCAAGCGUGUUGGAAUUGCUUAUAAACAAAUCUCUGUAUUUUUUAGGUGUAUCAUGGUAUUCUUCUUGUAAUAAAAGUUCUGAAAAGUAACGUUGAGUAAGACUUUUUUUCGACCUUUUAGGAGUGAUCCUAUCAAUAAGCUCAGGUGAACCGUUGAUAUUAGUGCUAGGUGUGAUAAAUUUUAAUUCAUGUUCUUGUUGUUGUUUAAAUUUGCGUUUUGCUUUCUCUAUUGGACUUUCAAUAUAGUCAUUUUGUUUUUCUUGUUUAGUGUUUGAUUUUUUCACUAACUCAGUUAAGGGUUUGGUAAUGGGUUUUAGAGUUUCCUCCAUUAUGGUUUCGUAGGCUUCCCUACCGGCCUUAAGAGCUUUGUAUUUCUUUCGUAGAGCCUCGGUUGUUUUAAUAAGGUCUUUUGUUAGUUUAACAUCUAUGUUCAUCAUAUUAUAAGAUUUAUUUUUUCUUACAGUAACAGUCAAAAAAUAAGUUCCGAAGUUGUUGAAAAAAUCGUUCUAUGGUUCUUAAACUGAAUUUUAUACUGCGGUUACUGGUCUUAACUGAAGAAUACUGGUUCUCAAACCGUAUUGAAUCGUUCCUUACCGCUAUAAACUGCUCGUUGAACUGCUCUGUACUGCUCUCAUAGAACAUAACUAUACAUGUGAUGCAAACUUCAGAAAUUAUUUCUAUUUUAUAUCUUAAGGAAGGAGUCAAAGCCUUUUCUAUAACGACCUUCAUUCAGGGGACUGUCCUUAUCAAUUACCACAAAUCCGUAAUUUGUGUUCCAACAUUCUCCACAUACUUUUUGAAACUCUUUAAAUGACAUAUCCGAAUUAACAUGAUCGUUAUAAAUGUGUUUCAAAUUCAUAUCAUCUUGUUUGAAGACGAUGAGAAAAUUGGCAUUGUCUCGAACAAGGAGUUUUGGUAUUCUUGUAUAUGUUUGGCACAAAUAAAAACUAUCGAUGUGAUGAUGUCGUCCCAUACUAAAGAACAAUCUAAUUGUGUCUUGUUUUUCACAGGCAAUAUCGUCAAAGAUGAAUAUUGAAUUUGGUUUAGCUUCCUCUGGUCGAAUAACAUCACUGUUAUUGGAAAAUGUAAAAAAGCCCAUAUUUUUUAUUGGUGUUAUAGCUUUUCGUAAAAACUCAUACUUCGGUUGAUGUAGAGAUUUAGAAUAUAUAUAGAUAUUUUCAAAUUUCAAUCCGUUUGGGUGUUGUAACAAGCUCAUCAUGACAUUUGUUUUUCCACAGUUUGAUGGACCAGUAAUUAACCCUCUUAAACUAUCAGGGAAUAAUUUACCAUGUUUUUUUUUUCUUUCUGUCUUGUUAGACAGUUCCAUAUUUUUUACCGGUAAAUGGUAUAGUUGCUUAACGAAUCGCAUAGUGAUAAAAACUGAAUAGAUUUCUAUAAAUGUGAAGUUAUUAUAUACAAAACCUCAUAUCGCAUCUAACCAUUCUAUAGCAAAGAUAAUCAUAUAAAAUGUUUGAUUAUUCCAAAAACUCUGUCAGUCAACGAAAAAUAGUGGGAGGAAAAGGUUUAUUAAAUACUCUAAUAAACAAACUACCUUUUGAACUACAUCUUCCUGGUUAUCAAUAUUGUGGACCUGGAACAAAACUUCAAAAUCGCUUAGCUCGGGGAGAUCAGGGGAUUAAUUUGCUUGAUCAAGCGUGCAAAGAACACGAUAUAUCGUAUUCUAAAUUUGCAAAUACAACUGAUCGACAAACUGCCGAUAGGAUUUUAACAGAUAAAGCUUGGCAACGAGUAAAAUCUAAGAAUGCAAAUAUAGCAGAGCGGGCAAACGCACUUUUGGUUACCAAUCUUAUGAAAGCAAAAACAAAAUUCGGGAUGGGUUGCUCUAAGAAUAAAGAUAAAAAGCUUAAGAAAAGAGCGGAAAAUAAAAACGAUGUUAAGAAGUCCAAAAUAGAUAAUAAAGCGAAACAACCAUCUCUUAGAAAUGUUAUACGCACAAUUGGAACUCAUCUCAAACGUAAAAAACCUUUAAAUUUAGAAAAGGCAAUUAAAGUAGCAAUGUCAUCUGCCAAGAAAACAGUUCGUAAAAACAUAAAUAGCAUUAAAACGCCUUGAGUUAUUGCAAUACCAAAAAGUGGUGGAUUAAUUCCUUUUCUUGUUCCUCUGUUUGCUGGACUUUCAGCUCUUGGAGCUUUAACGGGGGGAGCUGCAGGAGUAGCCAAGGCUGUAAGCGACAUCAGCAUUGCUAAAAAAGAUCUAGAGGAAAAAAACGUCAUAACGAAAAAAUUGAAUCCAUUGCAGUCGGACAAGGCUUACACCUUAAACCAUAUAGAAAGGGCCUUGGACUUUAUUUAAAUCCACAGACAAAAAACUCCUAAGUUCGCUACCCAAUCGUGCAUUAAAUGAAAUAGAUUUGAGAAAUUUUGCAGAUAAGUUUAUUCCGGAUUUUCGAGGAGUUUUCAUGCGAGAUAAUUUACCUAAAACUAAACCGAUGAGAAAUGAGUCUGGAAUAGUAAAUCUUGAUUCUUCAAUUGGUCCUGGAACACACUGGGUAGCGUAUAAAAAAAAAGGAACUAAAAUUGAAUAUUUUGAUAGCUUUGGGAAUUUGCAGCCUCCUAUCGAAAUUAUUAAUUAUUUGGGUGAAAAAAUGUAUUAUAAUUAUAUAAAAUAUCAAGAUUAUGACUCUUUUAACUGUGGUCAAUUGUGUUUAAGAUUUUUAUAUGAUUGUUAAUUUUUUUUUAAAUAAAUAAACCGAUUUGUUUAAAAAUGGUUUCAUUGUAUUUAUUUUCACCAUGGCGUUGACACUUACGCUAAGCGGGAGAUCUUCCCAACUUUCAGCUGAAUAUUUUCCACCUUUGAACCUGGAACAGGAUUACGUUUGCGGAUUGAUUGAUUUUCAAACGUACAACUCUAUACCAAAUGUAGAUGAGCGAAAUAAUCUGUUCCAUGUAGGGGAAUAUGAAAUUGAAAUACCAACUGGGUCUUAUGAAAUUGAUGAAAUUGCAACAUUUAUUUCCGAAGGAUUAUUGCUGCAAAACUCUACAGCUGUAGUUAGAAUGGAAGCAAAUAAUAAUACAAUGGUAUGCUAAAUCGAAAGCAACGAAGCAAUAUAUUUCAAUAAAGAUAGAAGCAUUGGACAAUUACUAGGUUUCAGUAAAUGUGUUCUUCACUCUGGUGUGGUACAUUUUUCAGAUUUACUUGUUGAUAUAAAUAAGGUGAAUGUAAUACGAAUUGAGUGUAAUAUCAUUACUGGUUCCUAUUUUAAUAAUAGUCCUGUGCAUACUAUACAUGAAUUUUCUCCAGAAACAGGGUCAGGGUAUAAAAUCAUAGAAGUCCCGAAAAAUGUCAUCUAUUUACCUGUGAACGUCAAACGAAUAAGCACUCUCACAUUUAAACUCGUGGACCAAGACGGUGACUUGAUAAAUUUCAGAGGAGAGAGAAUAACAGUGCGAUUGCAUUUAACUCCAAAAUCACAAUAAUGCUAAUCUAUAAUAGUUAUUAUUAAAUAGAUACCAAAGGUAUCCACCCAAUUAGUUCUACUAGAACAGCAACACUGUCAAGACCAAAACUUUCAUCUGAAAACAAAACCUUCCUUCAUACAUUAGGAUUCAAAGUUAAAUAAAGUACAAUAUGAACGAAAUGUUAAACAUUACCCAUGGACCUAGCUAUGAUAAUAGCAUAUCUAAGUUUGAGUACCAUAGUUACUCGCCAUUUCUUCAGUCAUUCAAUCCAAGUGAUGAAAUACGAAUCCCCAUACAACAACAGGACUUGUGCGUUUUACCCUGUGAAAGCUACAUUUAUAUAGAAGGAUGUCUAACAAAAUCAGAUGGAAAACCUUCUUCUACGGGAAAAUUAUCUAAUAAUGCUAUCGCCUUUCUUUUUGAAGAAAUACAUUAUGAACUCAACGGAGUAAACAUUGAGAACAAUAAAAACGUUGGCAUCACAACAUCAAUGAAAAAUUAUAUAUCAUUGAAUGAGAAUGAAAGUAAAAGCUUAGAAAAUGCUGCAUGGAGUGGAAACUCUACCAUCUCACCUAUAUCGGGUACUUUUAAUUUUUGUGUACCAUUAAAAAAUCUUUUGGGUUUUGCUGAAGACUACAAAAAGAUUAUAGUAAAUGCAAGACAUGAAUUGAUUCUAAUUCGAACUAGGAGUAAUGAGAAUGCCUUAUAUUCUGAUGAAGAAUUAAAACUUUCAAUUUUAAAAUUACAAUGGAGAGUUCCACAUAUUACCUUAUCCGAUUCAAAUAAGCUAACAUUAUUAAAGCAAAUACAAUCAAAUCCGAUUCAAAUUCAUUUUAGAAAUUGGGAAAUGUAUGAAUAUCCAACACUGCCAACCAACACGGAUCAUUUAUGGACAGUUAAAACGUCAAGUCAACUUGAGAAGCCAAGAUAUGUUAUAAUUGCUUUACAAACCGAUAGAAAAAAUCAACGAAAUAAGGAUGCCAGUAAAUUCGAUCACUGUGAAGUGAGCAAUUUAAAGGUGCAUUUAAACUCUGAAUGUUACCCUCGCGAAGAUUUGAAUGUUAAAUAUAAACUAGACCAGUAUGCCAUUCUCUAUGAAAUGUAUAGUAAAUUUCAACAGUCAUAUUAUCAGAAACAAUCACAGCCACUUUUAUCAAGACAAAACUUUAAGAAUAUCGCGCCAAUAAUUGUGGUUGAUUGUUCUCGUCAAAAUGAAUCAAUUAAAACAGGGCCAGUGGAUGUAAAAGUUGAAAUUAAAACAGCACUUCCUGUUCCAGCUUCAACAACUAUGUAUUGCCUUAUACUUCAUGAUCGUAUAAUUGAGUAUAAUCCCUUAACCGGUGAAGUUAACAAACUCACUUAAAUGUACUGUCAUUAUAUAUAAACUUGUCAGUAGAACAAUUGAGUUUAUCGAGAACAUAUCUUAAACAUAGAGCUGUAGCAAAUCGUAUGUAUUCGUUACUAAAAUGCGGGUAUUUGCUUCAGUAACGAGUAACGAAACGUUACUUUCUAAACAGUAUCGUUACUCGCAUGUUUCGUUACUGGGUACUGAAGUACACUCAAUUUGUCGCAUUUAGCAUCUCGUACCGAUAUCGUUACCGUAGUCGGAAUGCUAACUCCUGAUAAUUAGCUGGAGUUUACUUUUGUCUCGAUAAAAAAAGUAGUGCCAAGGCAUAGUUGAGUUAUCGAUCAAUAUCAAACAUCAAAAGAGACGUUUUAGUAUUUUCUCUAUGUGGCCGAAAUAUACCCACGCCGCAACCAAUGUGUUUAUGACCCAUUUUGUUAAUGGUCUUGAAUUAUAGCUAAAGAAUGUACAGAAGUGUUUUGGUUUUUGAAAAAAAUUGUUUAUUUUCAGUGCAAAAUUUUGAACUAAAAAAAAGGCCGAGAAAACGAGGUUUGAAAAUCACUGUCAAUAGAAAAAAAAAUGAAAAAUUGUCCGACAUGGUUGCAUUGAAGUGUUAAUAUUCCGAGAUCUGCGUGAUGUACUUUUGAAAUAAAGGUCUCUAAAGAAUCAGAGCCGGUUUUAGGGGGGGGGGCAGCCUGGGCCGUCGCCCAGGGGCGCAAGAAUUGAGGGGCGCCGCAGGCGCCCCGAACUCUUACAAAAGUUGUAUAAAUAACGAAGUCUUUCCAAUCGAUGUUUUUUUUUUUUACAUUCACAAAGGCGCCCAAUUUUUUUCUAUUUUACAUUUUCAACGGCGCUCGUAUUGUUUGUCCUAAACUUUUUGAAGAAUGAAGGCGCCCCCCAAUUUUGGGUUAAUUUAUUUGGCUUCCGGAAGGACAAUGGUGUCCAAAAUCUUCGUUCAUCUUUGAAGAACAAGGCGCCCCAAUUUCUUUUGAAAGACUAAAGCAAUCCUAAUAUUCCUCCUAACAAUUUAAUUUUUGCAAAGGUGCCCCUAUAAUAAUGAAUAAGGAAAGAGAAGGGAGACGGACAGAAUCCCGAAAUUAAAAAUCCAGAAAGCCCAAAAUCCAGAAAACCCUAAAUUCCGAAAACACAAAAACACAAAAUCCCGAAAACCCACAAUCCCAAAAUCCCGAUUUCCCGAAAACCCAAAAUCCAGAAAUGCCAAAAAUUGACAGCUUCUCCAUUUCUCAUAAAAACUACGUUUGUGUGUGAGAAUAAAAAAUAGGUCUGUUCGUUGUUCCCCCCUCCAGAGCACUCUAAGUCAUUUCAAUUAACUGUGAAAAAAAUCAGAGUUUCUCGGGUUUUCAUUUUACAUCGAACACCUCAGAGCUUAAGUUUCAUCAGCGAACAUCGAACACAGAGGAAAUAACUCUGGUUGAAAAAAGAGCUACAAAAAACGCUUGACAACGAAUUCGGAGCGACCCAGAGUGCCCUAGAGCUCACAACGAACAAACCUUAUACUUAUAAAGGUAUGUUGUUUUCGAUUGGCCGUCCGGAAGCGCCUGGAAUCAUUAAGAAGCGUGCUGCAAGUUUUUUAUUCUCCUAGUGAAAAAACAAAAACAAAAUAUUUGAUUUUUCCCCAAUACAGAUAUUAAAUUUUAGAAUUGGGUGGAAGCGAUUCAAAGUUUUUUAUUGGAUUUCAGAAUGAGUGAAUCAUUGAGUGAUUCCAAUCGAAAAUGACAUUAAUGUACCUAGUUGAAAAAGUUUUUGAAAAAAUAUUGUUCAAAUAAAACCAACUGUACCUAAUCUUUAAAUGUGUUUAAACAAAAAAGUCAGAGAUAAAGGUAGUCUUGUCAAUUGAGCCUAAAUGACAUGAAUAAUUAAUUGUUUUUUAAGUUAACCUUUUUAAUUUAAUACACUGCACAUUUUUAAUAAAUGCAUUAACAAGUAUAUGAGAGGUAAGACAUAAUCUGCUAUUGCUUUUUUUCGUGAUUUUAAAAAAUUGUUUUUAGAUGAAUUUUUUUUUUAGAGGCGCCACUUGCAAUCUUGCCCAGGGGCGCCGGUAGUGCUUAAACCGGCACUGUAAAGAAUUGUAAUAAGAUUACUGAACGGAUAUAAACAAAAAAUUACCAAAGUUUUGUCGAAAAAAUAGAAAAAAAUAAAAAAAAGUUUCCAUGUUUGAUAAAAAAAAAUCGAAAAAAAAUCAGUAUAGCUACCUUCAAACUCUUAUAACAUGAGAACGAAGUAACUUAAAUUAAUGUUUAUGGCCUUAAAAUGUAGCUAAGAUUAUACAAAUCGUUUUUGGUUUUAUUCAAAAAAAAAUUUUUUUCACCCAUACCAACGUACGAAACAUACUUAAAAUACCAAACAUACGAUCAAAUACAUGGAAUAUACGAAAAGUACGAAACGUACAAAGCAUGCGAAAGUAACGAAAGUAACGAAACAUACGAAACAUGCGAAACAUACGAAACACACGAAACAUACGAAAUAUACGAAAAAUACGAAGCAUACGAAAGUAACGAGUAACCAUAUUAUUGAUGCGGCUACUAGUAUCAAAAGUAACGUAUACAUGCGGGUACUCAUUUUGUCGUUACUUUUACAGCCCUACUUAAACAUGAAUUCCUUUAUUGUAGACGUUCAAGGAUUUGGAGAAUUUAACAAUGGCUUCAUAGUGAAAGAAGUAGCUGUACUUCAUAAUGACCACCAUCAUCAUUUCAUUGUUAAUCCUCCAUCUUAUUUUAAUCUUCUAUCCACAUCACUUAAAAGGCAAGCAAAUUGGCUAUAUCAAAAUUAUCAUGGAAUAACGUGGAAUGGAGGGCUUACAAAUUUUUCUCAAGUAAAGAUAUUUCCUCGAAAACAAAUCCAAGCUGGAGUUGUUUACGUUAAAGGAACAGAAAAAUCUCAAUGGCUUAGAGAAUUACUUAAUAGUGAAAACCUGGAUGUUAUUAACCUAGAAGAUAUCUCCAACUGUCCAAAUUUAAAGGAACUCCGAAAAAUUUAUCCUAAUGAAAUAAAAUGCCUAAACCAUGGAAAAUGUUGUGCCCUUCAAAAUGUUUAUCUUUUAAGCAAGUUCAUAAGAGAAGCAAAAUUGUUGUAAUAUAAAUACUUUUUUUUUAUAAAUAAAACAAAACUUGUGUUAUAUAUAUAAAUACAUAUUUUCUUUUUUUUUUAUUUCAUAAGCUUUAAUACUAUCUUUUAAAACCGUACGGAACGGAACUAUGAUCAAAGAGGAAGCGACGUUUUUCGGCCUUGGGCUUGUAUGUUUUAACCUCUUCCACAGUAACCACUUGAUGUUCUUUUGUUCGUCUUAUGUUAUUAGACUUAAUAACUAUACUUUCAUCAUCUUCUACAGAAAAUUGUAAUACUGCUUCUUUGAUUGAAUCAAAAUUAAUUUUUUGAGAUGAUUCAUAGUUCAGAAAGAUGCCUUUUACUUUACAUACAACGUGUUCAACAUUAUCUUUUGUGCUAAAGACUUUGUAGGCAUAAUUUUUUGGACCGCCACUAACAAAUUCGGUGAUCCUUCACCAUAGCUUUCUAACUCAUCAGUCAUAUCACCAAUAAAUUCCCCAGUAGGUGGGUCGAUAUCUCCUUGACAACUUACAUAGAUAACAGAGUCAGUAUCAUAGUAGAGAACUCUUUCUUUCAAAUUUUCUAAGUAAGUGUACAGUUUUAGACGUGCUUGUGUUGUUGUAUAAGAGGCAAUACAAACAUUAACAGUAGGAAGAGAGUCAGCGGCUUCUUCUUUCAACUCAAAAUUAACCACAAUAUUGUUUUCAUUAAUUGGUAAUAUAUACAAAACUUCAAUAGAAGGAUGAGUAAGUACCCGAAUAGCACAAAAUACGAUUUGCAACAAGAUUUUUGUUGCAUUUGUAUCAUACUGAGGUUAUCUGAAACGAAUGCCGUUGUAACUCAGUUUUAUUUUUGUACCCAAAAAAUUGUUUGAAACUUUUUUAUUCGAAAUGCUGUUUAUAGGUUUUAAUUAAGUUCAAACUUGUUUCUUUAAAAAAUCUGAUGUUGUUUAGAUAUUAUAAACAAGUCUCCAAGUUAAAAGUUGGUAAAAAGUUAUAUUUACUCUUAUUCAAUUUCGAUUUUGGUUUCUUUCAACUAAAAUGUUGAUAAAACCUUUAUGCAGCAUUCUCUUAUAACAAGUGAGUAACUCAAUUAAAAUCUUUAGUUUUGAAUAAUUUUAAAUACAUAAAAAACGAUUUAACAACAUCACUCAAACUAAGAUACUAAUUAGAAUAUUUAAGGAUGGAACAAAAUAUUUAAAUAACAUUGGAAUGGUUCAAGUAGUUGGUAAAAGACAAAUUAAAAUCAUUUUUUGUACCAACAAUACAAUUUUUAAGAAAGCACUAAUUUUUUUAUUUCCCUUUACAAUCUACAUUUUAUUCGAUGUCUUUAUUAAACAAAUAUACUUGAACUUCCUUAUUGAGCGUUAGGGUGGGUCGAUUUAACUUAAGUUUUUUUUUUUUUUUUUUUGACUUCGGGCAUUUAUAAAAAGUUGUCACUGAGUGUAAAAUAUGAAAGAAAAGUUAUAUUUGACUUUUAAUUCUCACUCUAGGAAAAAUCUGAACAAAUGCGUUAUGAAUUAAAAAACAUGAAUUGUUUAGCUCUCCAUUUCCAUGAUUAGUUAAGGUAUUUGUUAACAAAAAAGUAUUUAAAAGUUGAUUGUUUUUUUUUUUUUUUUUUAUUUUUCACUCAGUUAGUCAUACCUUUUUGAUAACAUUCUAUCAAUGGUUUAUAUCAAAAUAUUAAAAACAAAAUCGAUCCACCCUAGUAUACAGGCAUAUCCCUUCUUAAGUGGUGUUUUUGUUUUAUUUUAGUUAUUGUUCCACAGUUUAAUGAAACAAAACAACCAACAUACAACAAAUAAACGGUCAUAGAAUUAAGCACUUAAUCGUUGUUAUAACAUAAUAUGAAGUGUAUACAAUUUCAUGUUUAAAUGUAUUUAUUUUGUUUUUGUUUACCAAUAGUUUGAUUAAACAUAUGCCAAAUCAAGAACUGAUUCAAAUAUAACAUUCAAACAUCAAUGUAACUUAAUAGUAAAUAUGAUUUUGUAUCUUUGUCAUUCAGGGAUGUUUCUGUUUUAUGCUGGUUUUUCAAUAGUUUUGCUUAGCAAAUGUCAAACUAAGAAAAGUUUUCAGAUACAAGAAUCAAACAUCAAUGUAACUCAGUCGAUUCUAUGUUUUGUUGUCUUCUUCUUUACCCAGUGUUUUUUGUUUUAUUCUGGUUUAUUAACAGUUUGGUGAAACCAAACUGUCAAGGAACCAUUUUUUUUCAUCUACAACAUUAAGAUAUACAGUCAGCGUCUAAUGAAAGUUUCACAUUAAUUGGUUUUCAAAGAAAAAAAAACCUUCCUAGCUACUUCAAUUAUUAUUGUUACGUAUAUGAAUUUAUUUUAUCAUAUUUGUUCAAAACAUAAAAAAAAAACAUAUCGCAGAGCAAUUCCUCUCAAAUCUAAGACUAUUAUAAUAAUAAUUAUUAUCAUGCGAAAUCAUUUAGCACGUUUUCAUACAAAUAUUUAACCGGUUUAAUGUUAAAAAAAUCAUUAAGUAGCAACACAUGAAUAAAACUUAGACAAAAAAGAAUUUUAAAUGUAAACUGUUAACUUUUUACUGACACUGACUGUAGCUCAACUGUUUUGUUUUUCGUUCUAGAGUUUUUAUUACACUUAAGUUUUUGAAAGUUUGGUUUAACAAAUAUAGAACUAGAAUUACAACAUUUUUUUAUGUAUUGAAGUUGAAACAACAACGAGUUCCAAAUGAUAUUAUAGUUAUGUUUCUGGUGCUCCGAAUUAUAGUUUUUGUUAAUUCCAUUUUGACAGAUGAUGCUAGUUGUAGUACUUAGUUGUAAAUCCAUGGAAGCAAAACGAAAUGUUAUUAUAUGCCAGAGUUGCCUAAGACAAUAAAACAAAUUUACAGGCCAGAAAACAAAAAUUGUAGAUUUCUGGAUGGAAAAACAAAAAUAUUUUAAUAUUAUUACAAAUACCAACAUAAUAAAAAAUUAAAUUUUCACAUAUAAAAGUCAUUUCUAAUUUUGAUAUUUUUUUAACAAUUCGUUCCAUAUUUCAAUAGAUGCCUAGAAAGUCAGACGUUUUUUUAAUCGAAAGUGAUUGCAGCCAUUUUGUUUUUUAUUAAUUUCAUAUUUAUUGUGUUUUUAAAAAAGAUGGCAAUCAAAAUUUGAAGGUUUAAUGUGACUUAAAAUAAAAACACACUUAAAGUGGAAAAUAGGAAAAAUGUAAACAAAAAAUACCCAUGGCAAGCCUGACAAAGUAUAAACUAUAAACUAGCAUAUUUCUCUGUUGCACCAAAAUUGUUAAAUGGUUGAAAGGGAUUGUUUAACAACAUUAAGUUUCUAUUUUGUUCAAGUUAUAUGUUUAAUAACAUGAAAGUUUUAAUUUGAAAUUCUCUUGUUUUAGUUUGGUUUCUUGCAACAAGCGCCAUUUUGACUUCCAUCAAAAUUCGAAAUGAUUUAACGUGAUGAAUUUUAAAAUGAUUUUUCAUAUUCUUGUUGCUGUUUCAUAUUAAAUUUCAGUGGAAAGGGAUGUUUAUUCCAUUUUCUAACAUUACCCAGUGUUUUUCCAACUUUUAUACCUAAAUACAAAAAAUUAUUAUUCGUUAAUUUUCAAUUUAUUUCUCUAAUUUCAAUAAUUUAUGUGGCGCGUGAUUUUUAUAGAGGCAAAACAUUAAUCUUUAUGAUAAAAAUAGUAAUCGCAUUACAAUUUCCGUUCAUAAACGACUAAAACUUUCAUUUUCAAUCAUAAUUAUUAUACGUAUUAUAUUGAUUUAGUACUUUAGACUUGUAUCUUUUUUAUAACAUCAUAAGACAUAAACAUUUUAUGAGAAUUAGAAUAAUAACUUUUGGGAAACUUUUUAGAUGUUUUCGAAAACAAAAUUUUCAUUUAAUUAUAACAAAUCCUAUCCAAAAUAAUAAAAGUCACUACUUUCUUUAACAUUUCUACAACAUAAGUAAAGCUGAUGUUUGACUUCAUUCAUAGUUGCACACUUAUUAGGUUCACUUUCAUGAAACAUGUUUUUAGUUCAGAAAACACAAAUAAGACCAAGAAAUAACAAAAUUUAACCUUUAUAAAACACAAUUGAAACAAAUUUGUUGCAAAUCAAGAGGGGAAAUGCGGCUGUUUGGGUUACAAUAUUGUAUAAGAAUAUGUUUCUGAAAUUAAUGGAAAACAAUUUGAUUGUUUUCCUGGAGUUACAUCUGCCAAAUUAAAACCCAUCUGUGCUAUUCGGGUAAUAGAAACAGAUCUGAAGGUUUAAUCAAAAUGCAAGUCUUUUGUUGAUUUUCCCGUUGGCCGAAUUUACCCCAAAAAGAGUUCAAAAUUAGUUUGGCUAGUGAUCUUUUUCCCGGAUUGUUUUCAAUUUCAGUAAAUUCUAAGUCUAUAUUUUCCUUAUCUAGGAAAUCAGCAACAUAUUUGUUUUUAUCUUCUUCAGACAUGCAUGUACUCGGCCAUCCUGAUGCUUGUUGUUUUAUUUUUAGAUAAGUAUUCAUCAUACGUGUAAAAAGACCAUCAGAACCUGUAUUUGGAUUAUAUUGAGUCACAUCAUAUUCCCAAAUUUCUAAAACAGCAAGUAACUUAUAUCCCAUUUCAACAGCUUUUACAACUUCUUCGAUCACCCAAGUUCCAAGUAAUGCUCUUUCAUCAUCAGAAUGAGUGCAGAUUUGUUCUUGAUUUUUUUCACUACUGCAAGCUCUACACAAGGAAAACAUCAGCUUAUUAUUUUGUUUCAUGGGUAAAACCGGAUGGAAUAAAUUUUCUGGGGGGAGUAUUUUGCAUUUAACAAGGCCAUUUACACCUUCGAGUUUCAUAGUAGAGCAAAUUUCAUCGCUGGCUGUGUGAAUUUUUGGGUGACCAAUAGGAAAUUUACCAUUUUUACAAACCCAUGGGUAAAGAGAACAUACGUCUAUGUAUUUUAUUUUUUCUCCUUCCUUACAUUUGUAGUAAUUAAAUGUGUUUCCUGUCCGACCACCGUAGAAAGCAUCGCGAGGAUUCAAAGGUGUGUUGUAUUAACGGGUGAUUAUUUAAGAAAUCUAGUUCUUCAUCAUUUAAAUAUUUUUGUAGAGUCUGAAAUUCACAGUGCCACAUUUCAAUUACUUCGUAAUUAAAUGAUCUUAAUCGUUUUGUUUUGGCUAAAGUUCUCUCAUAUCUGUGGUUCAGGGUGUCGUAUUUGUCUUCUGAAAGAGGUUCGUCACGUGUAUGUUUUAAACAAGCAGGAUGACCGUGAUAAAAACAACCAUGAAAUUCGAAAAUCUGUUUGGUUUCUUCACAAAAACCAUCAACUUUAACUCCAUUUAUAACUGCUUCUCUUCCUUUAGCGGCAUGCUUGAUAUCAAUUUUUCGCUUUUUUUGCUCCCAAAUCAACCAUUUGAUUGCAGGUGUGGAUUGAUUAUCUACACACCUAUAUCCGUUUUUGGGUAUAACUCCAAUAGUAUUUGGUUGAAGAAAGUUACGCCUGUACACAAGGUUACAAGCUGAUGCUAUUGUUGUUGCUUCCAAAAAUGGUUCAACAUUGCUUUGGUUUAGGAACAGUUGUCUAAACUUUAGGCAAGUCUCAGUCAAAAUUUUAACAUCGCUAAUACAAUAUUCCACAAGAUCACGCUCCAUAUCAAAAUUAUCGUAUUGAUGCUCUGCAUACCAUUUUAAAAAUUCAUCUCGAUCUUCAGUUUUCAUUGAAUCGGGGCUGUAAUAUUCCAUUGCAGGGAGUUUUCCAAUAUAUUUAGCAUUUUCUUUUGUAUUGAAGAAAUGAGGAAAAUAUCCUUUUUUAAAAACGGGUGAAAGUUGAAACGCUUUUGGUAGUUUUGACAGAGCCAUCGGAAAGUAAUUUAGCGAAUCUAGGAAUUUGACAUUUGCAAUUUCCAUUAAUAUAAUUUUACUGCCUCGCAUUAUUAAUUGUGGGGUUAUUCCAAUAUGUAAUUUAACAGAAAUUGAUGAUCGUAUGAUUGCCCAUUAUGUGCUAUUACAAUUACUUUUUUAAACUUUUGCCGAACAUUAAGUAUGUGUUUCAAGAAUUUAGCCACAACAUUUCCUUCUAUAUCUUCUUCUUCCUUAAUGAUGUUAAGCGAUAAAUUACACUUUUGACAAAAGUGCAAAUUUGGAACAUCAAAACAUUGAUCACACUUUUGUUGAAAAACGCACAAAUUCGGUACAUGCAUUUUUACUGGAGUUACUGAUGUUUCGCUUCCAAUGGUUAACAUUUUUUCUCCUAUUACUUUUUCCUGUCGACUCUCAAAAUCAUAAAAGAUGUACAGGAUUCCUUUAUAUGCGGGUAUCCUGUUAUCAGGGAGAAUAUAGCACAUAUGUUCUUUUUCUACAUGCUUACUGCACAUUUUGCAGAAGUAUUCACCACAGAUAUGUUGACGAGUUGCUCCGUAUGUUUUAAGGCAUAAAAUACAUUUUUUCAUUUGCUCGCAAAUUGAAUUUUUACCUGUUGAGUUACUCGCCUUGUGAGUGUCGAAACAGCUUUUUCCUCUAAAGUUUGGAUUACAGUCUUUACAUAAAACUUCUUUUUCAUUUCUGGAACAACUUGGUGUGUUUUGGCAUUGCGGGCAAGAUCUUUGGCAUUUAUGUUGAUUUUUUGAAUUAUAUGGAAUAUGACACUCUUCGCAAUAAUAGCCACAACAAAAUGCUGCAGUUAACGACGUUAUUACAUUAAAAUGAUUGUCAUUAUAUAGUAAAUUAAUACUUUUUUUUUCUUUGCCAUUUUGAGUGGGAAAUCCUUCAAAUAUCACCUUCUGCCCCUUUGAUCCAUACUCGUACACAGUCACCUUAUAUUCCUUCAAAUGAUUUUGGAAUAUUUUUAACUCCGGAAUUCCACAACCUUCAGCCGGUACUGUUAUGUGUGCAUCAUCUACAAGUUUAAGGGCUUUUUGGGUUUGAAUUUUCCCGAUGUCUCGUCUGACUUUCACCUUAAGGUAGUUUUCGUUGUCUGCAUAUACUUUGCCGACAACUAAGGCUCGAGGCAAACACAAAUUGUCAUUAUUUUUUAUGUUUAUUAUUCCUCGGCGUUUAAUACAUUCCUCAGUGAAUGUAUUGUAUUUUCCACUUUGUGUUUUUCCUUGUCCUGAAGGGAGUUUAACCGACGUUAUGGUGAGAGAAAAAUCAUCGGUGCUUAUUCCUUCCGAAUUGCUCUGAAAGAUCUUCGAAAUCAUCUCCCAUACAUCGCUGAAUUUCAAAUUUGAGCAAUCCUUAAAAUUGAUCCACCCGUUCCCUCGUUCAGCUGCGAAACUCUUACCGCUAAAAGUGAUUCCCACUUUAUCUUCAGGGCUAAGACCUGUUAGCGCAUGUUUAAACAUGUCGUUCACUGCUUCUCUAAUCCAUGACGUUGGUUCCUCUUUUUCUGGAAUGGGUCUGAUUUUGAACUGGAUUUUUCGACUCUUUAAAUCAAACCGCUUCACUCGCGACUCCAAGUCACUGAUUAUUUGGAUUCGCUAGAAAAAUUAACAAACAGAAAAAACAAAAUGUUGUUGAAAAAAACUAAAACCGAAAAACAAUCAGAAAGCAAAAGAAUUUUAGUGAAAAUCUGAGCAACGACAACAGAAAAAACCAAAACAACCAAAUAAAUAAUACAAAACAGAAUUCAUUUUAAAAUAAGAUCAAUUUUUUUUUUUUUUUAUUUAUAUAAAGAUUUAUAAAAUAUAUGUUUUUGUGUGUUGGUAAUUUCGAUGGGUGGCUGGUUUACCUCUACUUUUUCUUUCGCCAGCUUUUCUUGCAACUCUUUCUGCAACUCCUCACGAAUUCUACGUCGCUCCUGUUCUUGAUGUUGUUCUUGUUGUAAUUCUUCUUCUUCGUCUUCUUCUUCUAUGUUGUUGUCUCGAUUUUUAUCGUGAAAAUCGAUUUUGAAUGUGGAGCCGUAGGGUUCUACCACUUCUAAUACCAGUUUUGGCAAAUCUGCAAUGUCUUCGUCGUUGAAUUGCAGGUUACACCUUUUCGGGAGGAAUACUUUUAUAUCCUCCAGCUCGAGAAGGAUUUGCGGCCCAUAGGGAGUUGGUUCACGUAUAGCUUUCACUAUAUUGUAUUUCUGUUUUAACGUCAAUCUGCUCAUUGACAGUCGAGGCUUCUUAAUAUCUUGGAAGACAUUGGCGUUUCGUCGAAUUCUGUUGAGGAUUGAUGACAUCUCGAGUUUUUUAAAAAAUUUAAAAUUUUAAUACCGAACUUUUGGGUGUUGAAAGACAACUGAAUUUGAAAUUUUCGAAUGACCAGGUUUUAUACUCUUCAAAGAGAUGGUGUUCAUCGUGGGAAUGGCAUUUUUAUUCUUUUUUAUGGUAAACUCGGUUAAUGAUUUAAAAAACUGGAGUAGAGUUCUUAAGUAUCAUUUUUCAAGUAUGGAAUUCUCCAACUAAUUUCUUCGAUUUUUAUUCUCGUCACGGUAAUCAGUUCUAAGUUUUAUUAUAAUUUUUAAAAUGCUAAGAAUCAGUUUGCUUGCUUUUUCCUUCAUGGUGAUAUAUUUUAUGACUUGGAGUUCGUCUUAUAUGUUCAUUUUAAGACUUCAAAAUCAAAUUACUUUGUAAUUUAUUAUGUAAUUUCAAAUCUUUUCUACUUUAAUAGGUUAAGUUAAUAAGUGUAGUCGUAUUUUGAACACUGGAAAAAUAUACUCUCUGCAUUUAAUUGCUCUUUUUAUGACUUACAUUCUUUUAAAUAGUUCCAAAAAUUUUUCGAUGAAUGACAUUUUAAAGUGUUCGGAACACUUGCUACUUAUUUUAUUUGAAAUAUUCUUAUUCAUCCUUAAGACUUGAGAAAUCCAAUUACAUUUGUAAUUUAUUAGACGAUUUGGAUUUCAAGUAAAUUCCAUCAUUCCAUGUUCUCUUCUACGGAGUCAAUAUAUCCGUUGACACACAAAUACAGGGUGGCUGAUGAAAGCCGCUACCAAAAAAAACUUUAAUAACUUUUUUUCUACUUAGUGAAUCUGCUUAAUUUUUUUUUUAUUUUACAGAUUGGUUUUUAGAUUUAACAAAAAUGCAUAAUAGAAAAUGGAUAAUGUUUUCGCAGAAUUCCUACGAAAAUUUUCCGAUAAGCUCAUAUGCAUGAUUUUACCAUUCCCUUGAAACCCCAAAUCGCUUGCACUAACUGCAUCCGACUUUUUCUUUUGAGUUUAUUGAAAACAGGAAGGCCGCAAAGCAAAACCAACAAAUUUGAAUGAAAGAAAACAAUCCAUUCGAGAAAUAUUUGUGUUUAUUCCUGUCUCAAAUCUUCAAAAAACAACUUUUUUUUAAGGCACCUCACAUGCAUUAACGACCAGAGAAGGCAUUUAAAAUUAAUUAUUUUUAAAACUUAUUAAGCUAUAUUUAAUAAAAUUGAAUGCGCUUUAACAUGAAUAAAAGAAAAAUAAAUUCCAUACACUGAAAAAAAAGUUAUUUGAAUUUUUUAAUGUAGCGAUAUUCAUCAGCCACCCUGUAUAAAAGGUAUACCUAUCUAGCUAUAGCGAUAAUUUAAACAUAUCUCUCCAUAAAAAAAAAUUACUUAAACCACUAACGACUUUCGACGACUUCAUAUUUCCAUUGAUUUGUAUGCCACUGAAUUAAGGCACAUUUUAGUGCCACUAAAACUACGAGAACGUACAUGGAACACUUUUCUCAUGUCCAUAAGUUAUCCACAACAAAAUUUCUUUUACAUUCAUGACCAUCCUACUCCAUCUCAAAUAACAACACAAUCAACGCUAACGUGUUAAUAUAUCCUAUGACACACAGCUAUAAAAUACCUACAUCUAGCUAUGGCCACCCUUCAAACACAGCAACGACCUAUAUUCUAUUUUUUUUUACAAGUAAUGCUCUUGUGUCAUAUUUUCUAAUAGCGAUCCUCAGUGACAUUGCAUAAUAAACACACACAGCAGCUCCUCAAAAGAUCCCUUUUCACAUUCAUGACCAGCACCCAAUGAUGCCGUCUCAAAUCACACCAAACAGACCAACCCUAGAAAACACUCCCUUCUUCAGUGAACAAGGUCGUAAGGAAAAAUGCUUGUGCGCUACAGAGAGAGAAACAAUCUUAAUUGUUUUUUUUUUUGCUUCUAAAAAUAGAUAUUAUACAUUAGGGUGGGUCAAAAAAAUCGAAAAUUUUUUUUUUGAUUUGGUACUCCGAAAAAUCGAUUGCUAGACCCCUCUAGAAUAUACACACCAAAUAUGAGCUCCUUAUAUUAAUGGGAAGGUCCUCCGCUUUGCAAUUUUCCAUUUUUACAUCAAGCUUCUACUAAAAAUAAAUAAUUUUUUUAUUAAUUGACUUUUUAGCAAAUUUCUUUUCAUAUUCUUGUAGGAAAUUGAACGCUCUACAAAAAAGGCCUUAUACACUUUUUUCGUUUAUCUAACCGUUGAAUAGAUAUUUGAGGUCCAAAAAUCGAGAAAAUCUUUAAAAAUUCGUUUUUGGUUCUUAAUUUUGUAGCAAUUGAAAAAUUAUAAUGAUUAAACGCGCAAGACAUAUUCUUGUUGGAAAUUGAUUGCUCCACAAAAAAGGUCUUGUUAACUUUUUUCAUUAAUCUAACCAUUCUAAAGAUAUUCGAGGUCAAAGUAAAAAAAAAAUAUAAAAACAUUUUAUAUUUUUAAAAAAUUUCUAAUUCAUUGAAACUUCAUUAUUUUCAAAUUAGCAAGAUAUAUUCUUGUAGGGGCUUAAACGUUCUACAAGAAAUUCCUUGGAAUGGAAUUGAUUGCUUUAACCGUUUAGAAGAUAUUCGUAUCCAAAUCGCAAUGCAUACGGGUCAUAAGAAAACUAUUGAAAUCAGUGAGCAUUGGUUUGGAUACGAAUAUCUUCUAAACGGUUAAAGCAAUCAAUUUCAUUCUAAGGAAUUUUUUGUAGAACGUUUAAGCCCCUACAAGAAUAUAUCUUGCUAAUUUGAAAAUAAUGAAGUUUCAGUGAAUUAGAAAUUUUUUAAAAAUAUAAAAUGUUUUUAUAUUUUUUUUUAACUUUGACCUCGAAUAUCUUUAGAAUGGUUAGAUUAAUGAAAAAAGUUAACAAGACCUUUUUUGUGGAGCAAUCAAUUUCCAACAAGAAUAUGUCUUGCGCGUUUAAUCAUUAUAAUUUUUCAAUUUGUUACAAAAUUAAGAACAAAAAACGAAUUUUUAAAGAUUUUCUCGAUUUUUGGACCUCAAAUAUCUAUUCAACGGUUAGAUAAACGAAAAAAGUGUAUAAGGCCUUUUUUGUAGAGCGUUCAAUUUCCUACAAGAAUAUGAAAAGAAAUUUGCUAAAAAGUCAAUUAAUAAAAAAAUUAUUUUUUUUUAGUAAAAGCUUGAUGUAAAAAUGGAAAAUUGCAAAGCGGAGGACCUUCCCAUUAAUAUAAAGAGCUCAUAUUUGGUGUGUAUAUUCUAGAGGGGUCUAGCAAUCGAUUUUUUGGAGUACCAAUUAAAAAAAAAGAAUAUCAAUUUUUUUGACCCACCCUAUUAUACAUACAUGUUAAGAAUAUAUUGGAUCUCAAAAUAACGUAAUUUUUUCGAAAAAACGCUUCCUUCAAAAGAUAUAGCCUUUCAAAGUUUUUGACCGACAUCUCAUAAUGUCUUCUCAUACCACCACCAAACAGACCAACAUCAAAACAUUCUUUUUGAAUGAAAAAAUAUCCUUAAGAAAAAUCUCAAUCUACUUGUGCGCACCUCGUACCCGACAUAAAAAAGAUCCCUUGCACAUUUAUGACCUACAUCUUAUAAUGUCAUCUAAAACCACCACCAAACAGACCAACAUCUAAACAUUCUUUUUUGAAUGAAAAAGAUCCUAAAAAAAUCUCAAUCUACUUGUGCGCGCCUCACGCCCGACGUAAAAAAAAAAAAACAAUUAAAAAGUCGUUAAAAGAUAAAACUGAAGCGACUUGGGCGCCACUCGGCCCGACAAAGAAAAACAAACCAAUUAAUAAACAAUUAAAAACCGAUUAAAUAAAAAAAGUUCCCAGUCUCAAGUGUCCUAGUACCUACUAGGGUGUCAAAUUUAAGUGAUUCUUAAUACAUAACACUGUGCAAGUCGAAAUUCUUGACAGGCGCGCGAAUAACUGUUUCGCCCUAUUUCGGACCCGAUAAAUCGAUUGACGUCAUUAGUUUUUCGAUUUAUCGGUACGACUUCGAACAAAAUUUUUUUUGAAAGAUUUUCAAUUAUUUUGAGAAUUUUCCACUUUUUUUAGUAAUUUUUCAACCAAAAACAAUAUUUAUAUUGCUAAAAAUUCUGCUCAAACGUUAUUUCCUACCAGUAGGAAGACAUUAUAAACUAUUUUGAACAAUUUAUUUGAAAAUUUAGUGAUUUUUUUGAAAAAAUUAAAAAAAAUCGAAAUUUUUUACAUUGUUUAUCGUUUUUUUCGCUGUUUUUGUUCUCUUUUGCACAAAUACAUUGCAUGUUUUCCAUUAAAAAUUAAUUUAACUGUUAAUUUAGUGUUGGUUAAACUUCGACAGUCUAUCGAUAGCAUCGAUAACAAAAAAAUAUCGAGUAUAUCGAUACUUCACAAAACUAUCGAUAGUUUCAAUACUUCCAAAUUAUUGUACCACAAGGCUACCAACCGCACCAAAUAAAAAACUGAAACAUCCUGUGAAAUAAAAACUUAUUUACUUUCUUGAACCUUGAUAUUUAAAUAAUAUAAAAUAAAAGUUUUAUUCAAACGCACGAAAAAGUACUAAGAGCUUUUUUUUGACACCAUUUUAAAUGUGAAAUAAAAAUAUUUUCGCAGCUCUUCUGCAGCACUUUAGAGCUUUGAAUGAUAGAUAGAGAAUUUACUAAAAAAUACCCACAGCACCCCACAAAAACAUGCAAAGCGCUCACAAGAAAAAAAUACAAAAAUUACUUUCACAAGCCAAUUAAUACUGAAAAUAUCACCAACUGCAACUUCAAGACUAAUUAGCCCUGUUCCAUUGGAAGUGGUAGUCUACUAAUAGUAGAUGUUUUCGUUAAUCUAGUACUAUCAUCUACUCAUGCUCUUCUUCCCGAGUAGAUACAAUUUGUAUUGAAUUCGUUUAAAGUGCGUUCCAUUGAAAAUCGCUAGUGAACUACUAGUAGUACUUUGCCACCUCCCAAAGGAACAGGGCUUAUAUUUAUUUUACAUGCUUCCCAUAUAAAGGUUUCUUCUUAUUCGCUUACAUUGGUCAACAAGGUUUUUGUUACAGACACUAAGAUAUACUUUUCUAUAGGUUUUUUGGGUGCUGAGCUCGAAGUAAAAAUAAUUCUAUCACAUCACGUUGUUAAGAUAAUAGUCCGGUCAAAUUAGACUAAAAUAAGGGGGUCAGGUUACAUUAAUUCCCAGCAAGCUGAAAAUUGGUAGGAUUGUUGUAAACACCAUCAUAAAUUAAAUCUAAAAAGUCCUCAUCGAUCCGAGGUCUGGAAAAAAAUUUACGGGGGGUCAAAGGUCACAAAAACUGGUUUUUCACGAUUUUCAGCAAAAAGUCUUAUCAAAAAAUUUUUAACGCAAGAAUUGUAGACCAGAUUAUUAUAUAUAAAAAGUGUCAUGACACUUUUUUUCCUAAGACUCACCGUUUCUUAGGUAUAACUAUUCAAAAAGUUGAAGUUGAUUUGUAAUCGUCAUAAUCUGGCCUAUUCUGAAAAAAACUCCUAACUGAAAAGUUCCUGAAAUUUUAUUAUUUUUUGAGCUUGAUUUUUUUUCUUCAAUGGUUAAGAAUACGGGGAAAGCAAAAAAAAAUGGAAAUUUUCGCCAUUUUUUCCGAUUGGGGCCCUUCUCCCGAAACCACUUCCCUAGGAAUUUUUGUUUAGAUUAUAUCUGAAUAUAUACAGGGUGUGCAAUAGAAAAUGGACAACCCUAAAACGGCUGAUAGCUACACUUAUGACUGUUCUAAAAAGAGAUAGAAAAAAGUUCUAUCGCAACCAGUUCAUAAAAUAUUGGCUUUUUUUCGUUCAGUGUAUUUUAAAUUUUAUCAUCUUAUGUUUUCGUUCACUACAACCACGAAUGUAUGAAUUUUAGUUAUUUCUUUUUUUUAUCAUUUUCUACAAUAAUUGUAUGAGUACAUAAAAGCUUUAAAAACAUAAGAUUACAUUACAUUACAUAUUAAUCUAAUCUGAAGAUAAAUCUACGUAGUCUAUUUAAUAGACCCGAGCUCCAGAGCAAAAAUAGAACAAAUUCGUUCAAGAGUUUUUAUUGGCGAUUAUGAUUCCUUGGCAUACAAGAAUACUCCAGCCAAAAGUGCUACUAAAUCCGUUGGUGCAUUUCUGAGAAAACGGCAACACUGGUCGGUUUUCAGUUUUUUUGAUUUAACUCGAAAACCAAGCCUGACUUUGAAAUGGUUCAAAGACACUUUUCAUAGCAAAUUAAAUUUUCUGUCAAGUUAAGAUGGUUAAAAAAUUUUAAAAAUUAUUUUUGACUAAAAUUCUAACCUAAAAUCAAAGAAAAAAAAGCUAAAAAAUUGACGAUUUUAUUUUUUUUACUAAUUCAAGGGGCAUUUUGUAUAUUUCAUUUGUACAAAGUUUGGACGUACCAAACUUUGUACAAAUGAAAUAAAGUAGAGGUAAAAUCCUUUCAUAAUAUGCAAUUUUUAAUUUCUUUUGUCAAGAAACAACUUAAAUGUACCUAUUCAAAAAUUAGCACUUUUUCAAAAUUUUUGACUUUUUUAGUUAAAAGCAAGUUUUUUUAAAACUCGAUAAAAUCGUAUUAAUUGGUAACUUUUAGACUUUAAAAGUAAACAUACUUCAAGGGAUUGAUUUAAUAUAAACUAAAUAUGACAGACAAAAAAUUUAUUUGCAUCCUUAUGGCCUUUUGUGCAAUUUUGUGUAUGUGCAUUUUUAUAAAUACGGGUUGAAUGGAUGGACGGAGAGCCAUUAGCUUUGGUCUAUUGCAUAGAAGAACAUUUAAUACCAACUCUUUUACUGUUUUCAAUGGCCUGAAAAACAAUUCUUGAAAAAUCUGCGACCAACGAAAAGUUUCUCUUGAAAAACGAAAACAAUACUCUAAUGAGUUUGAAACAAAAUAGCUCAGGCAAAUUAGUAAAUCCAAUUGCACUUUUCGCGGGAUAAAUUUUUUUCAUGGAACGUGUUUAGGUGAAUGUCCUUAUAGUAAAAGUGAAUUUUUUGGGAUGAUAAGAUAUCGGGAACAGCCGCCAUCUUGGAAAAGAGGUCGGUGCCGUUUUUAUUUUAUAACUCCAUUUUUACUCAUUUAAACCAAAAAUGUCCAAGGAUAGACUUAUUAUAAAUUAAAUUAUCUAACAAAAUGAUAUACAAAUGAAUUCCGUGAACUGGUUAAAUUCAAUUUUAUAGUCGGUCAAAGUCCAGGUUCUUCUCGCAAGGUUAAGACAAUAUGACAUUUUUCCAAAUAUCUGAAGAACUUUUUAUUUGUUUGGGAUUUUCUUAAAGAAUGAAUUAUAGCACUUUUAAUUAUCGAUGAAAUGAACCCUUUAUUGUUUUUGUAACCAUCACAUUGCAGAAGCAACCAAACGUCGAAGUCAUGAUAUACGAUUUUUUAACUGAACAUUUCAAUAGUUCAAAUAAACAAUCAAAAAUUAAACACAAUAGUCUCGAAAACAUAACGGCUUACACGCCUCAUAUCUUGAGUUAUACUUAUCGUAAUGCUGAGAUUGAGGUGUUCAUGUUUAGGAAAAAUGACAGGGCAUCAGUUCUUAUAUUUAGAAUUAUAAAUAAUGUCACUUUAGCUUAUUCACAUUAAUUGGAAAAUUCACUUCAUUUAAAACCUCGAAAACCAUAUAAAGGUUAACAUUAAAGAUUUCAAACUUUGAAUUCAAUAUUUAGACGAAUAUAGUUAAAAAACUGUUUACUUAUAUUUUGGUUAUGCCUCCAUUUAAAAAAUUUGCUCGAUCUAAUAGAAGAAAACUUGUUAUUUUCUCACUUUUGACUAGUAGAAUGUGAACUUCGACGUUAGGUGGCUCAUACAUUAUGUUGGUUACAGGAACGAUAAAGGGCUCAUUUCAUAGAUAAUUAAAAGUGCUAUAAUUCAUUCUUUAAGAAAAUCCCAAACAAAUCAAAAGUUCUUCAGAUAUUUGAAAAAACGUCAUAUUGUCUUAACCUUGCGAGAAGAACCCGGACUUUGACCGACUAUAAAAUUGAAUUUAACUAACUCACGGAAUUCAUUUGUAUAUCAUUUUUUAGAUAAUUUAAUUGAUAAUAAGUCUAUCCUGGGACAUUUUUGGUUUAAAUGAGUAAAAAUGGAGUUAUAAAAUAAAAACGGCACCGACCUCUUUUCCAAGAUGGCGGCUGUUCCCGAUAUCUUAUCAUCCCAAAAAAUUCACUUUUACGAUAAGGACAUUCACCUAAACACGUUCCAUGAAAAAAAUUUGUCCCGCGAAAAGUGCAAUUUGAUUUACUAAUUUGCCUGAUCUAUUUUGUUUCAAACUCAUUAGAGUAUUUUGUUCGUUUUUCAAGAGAAACUUUUCGUUAGUCGCGGAUUUUACAAGAAUUGUUCUUCAGGCCAUUGAAAACAGUAAAAGAGUUGGUAUUAAAUGUUCUUCUAUACAAUAGACCAAAGCUAAUGGCUCUCCGUCCAUCCAUUCGACCCGAAUUUAUAAAAAUGCACAUACACAAAAUUGCACAAAAGGCCAUAAGGAUGCAAAUAAAUUUGUUUGUUUGUCAUAUUUAAUUUAUAUUAAAUCAAUCCCUCGAAGUAUGUUUACUUUAAAAGUCUAAAAGUUACCAAUUAAUACGAUUUUAUCGAGUUUUAAAAACUUGCUUUUAACUAAAAAAGUCAAAAAUUUAGAAAAAGUGCUAAUUUUUGAAUAGGUACAUUUAAGUUGUUUCUUGACAAAAAAAAAUAAAAAUUGCAUAUUAUCAAAGGAUUUUACCUCUACUUUAUUUCAUUAGUACAAAGUUUGGACGUCCCGGCUACAUACACUAAAUGGCCCUUGAUUUAGUAAAAAAAAAUAAAAUUGUCAAUUUUUUAACUUUUUUUUCUUUGAUUUUAGGUUAGAAUUUUAGUCAAAAAUAAUUUUUAAAAUUUUUUAACCAUCUUAACUUGACAGAAAAUUUAAUUUGCUAUGAAAAGUGUCUUUGAACCAUUUCAAAGUCAGGCUUGGUUUUCGAGUUAAAUCAAAAAAACUGAAAACCGACCAGUGUUGCCGUUUUCUCAGAAAUGCACCAACGGAUUUAGUAGCACUUUUGGCUGGAGUAUUCUUGUAUGCCAAGGAAUCAUAAUCGCCAAUAAAAACUCUUGAACGAAUUUGUUCCAUCCAAAAGGGUCUAUUCAAUAGACUAUACGGACUAGACACACACUACAGCUUCGGAAACUUAGUCCAUUUUGCUGAUACAGCACAAGACAUUAAUACAACAGAGAGAAAGACAAAGAAAGAAAGAACAACAGAAACACAUAUGUAUAACACAUAACUACGUGGCACAGAGGGGGAGACAUCGUUGACAAUUGUCUCAUGUUAUCGCACAGGUGGCUUCAGUUAAGCUGGCGAUUUAGAAAAAACUUCUGAGCCGACCGUUGGGUUCGAACCCACGAUGUCUGGCUCUGAAGUCAUCUACUCAUUCCUCUGUGCCAUGGCCACCUGCAAAAAAAACAUAAGAUGAUAAAAUUUAAAAUACACUGAACGAAAAAAAGCCAAUAUUUUAUGAACUGGUUGCGAUAGAACUUUUUUCUAUCUCUUUUUAGAACAGUCAUAAGUGUAGCUAUCAGCCGUGUUAGGGUUGUCCAUUUUCUAUUGCACACCCUGUAUAUAUUCAGACAUAAUCUAAACAAAAAUUCCUAGGGAAAUGGUUUCGGGAGAAGGGCCCCAAUCGGAAAAAAUGGCGAAAAUUUCCAUUUUUUUUUGCUUUCCCCGUAUUCUUAACCAUUGAAGAAAAAAAAUCAAGCUCAAAAAAUAAUAAAAUUUCAGGAACUUUUCAGUUAGGAGUUUUUUUUCAGAAUAGGCCAGAUUAUGACGAUUACAAAUCAACUUCAACUUUUUGAAUAGUUAUACCUAAGAAACGGUGGGUCUUAGGAAAAAAAGUUUCAUGACACUUUUUAUAUAUAAUAAUCUGGUCUACAAUUCUUGCGUUGAAAAUUUUUUGAUAAGACUUACCGUUUUGCUGAAAAUCGUGAAAAACCAGUUUUUGUGACCUUUGACCCCCCGUAAAUUUUUUUCCAGACCUCGGAUCGAUGAGGACUUUUUAGAUUUAAUUUAUGGUGUUAACAACAAUCCUACCAAUUUUCAGCUUGCUGGGAAUUAAUGUAACCUCGAAUGUCUAAAUUGACCGGACUAUAAUCCCGUUAGAAAAUUGAAAAUGCCGCUUUUUACCAGUUUUCGAGAUUAUUUCUUAGCGUUUGGUUAUUUAUAUCAAAUAAAUUUCUAACGGUUUCUAAAAUAAUUUUCUUUCUAAAUCCGUUUAAAUCCCUUAAAUAUCUCUUUUCUUCUUCGAGAAAUCUUAAGUUGAAAUGAACGUUUUUGGUAUAUCGUCGCCCUAGUAUUGGAGUGCCGUAUACGCCAAAUUGCAUUUUUUGAACUAGGUAUGCAGUCGUAUGUUUUCGAAGUUGCUAUUUUCAAAUCUGCUAUCCGUUUUUUUCUAUCUUUUUUCGUUGCCGAGAUAUUCACUAUUGUUUUGACAAAAACAAGAAAUUUUGGCAUUUACGUCAAAUUUUUCAUGCAAUGCAAGAAAAUUUUGAGAAUUGUUUUGACGUACGUUAUGUUUUUUUUGACGUACGUGUAUAUGAAUAAAAGAAACUUCUGAUUUUCAUGGCGUAUACGGCAAACUCAUUUUGGACAAAAAUUUAAAUAUUUUGAAAACUAAACGAAUUGCAGAUGUCCAAUAACAUGUAUAUAAAACACAUUUUAAUUAUAUAUCAUACUAAAAUAUCAAAAAAUACCAGCGGUUAGUUCUUUCGCAAUUAUCUUCCGAACAUUUAAAUGCGAUUUCCCAAAAAUGUAAAAAUGGCGUAUACGGCACUUCAAUACUAGGGCGACGAUAUCUCAUGUUUAUUUGCUUUUCAUAGCAAAUCUCGAAAAGUUCUUUGCCAAUCGCUUUCAAAUUUUGACAUAACGUUCCAUUUAGAAUCUCGGAUGUUUUUUUUAAUUACUAGUGAGAAAAAUAUAACAAUAUAAGAACUUACAGGAAUGUAAAUAAUGUCAAAAUGUCAACAUUUGAAAGCGAUUGGCAAAAACUUUUCGAGAUUUGCUAUUAAAAGCAAAUAAAUAAACAUGAGAUAUACCAAACACGUUCAUAUCAACUUGAGAUUUCUCGAAGAAGAAAAAAAAAUAUUUACAGGGUGUCCCAAAAGUUAACGACGAAACGAAAACGGUAGAUAGGGUAGGUGGUGACAGCUAUCAGAAAAAUAAUUAAAAAAAUCGCAGCCAUAUAUUUUGUGAGUUAUGGGCAUUUGAAAAAAGAGUCGAAAAAAUGGUCACCCGGUGACGGUUUUCAUGUGCCGUGACUACAAAUCUUAAUUUUUCUCAGUUUUUCUUUUGUUACGGAACCUUGAAUAGCCCUGUUACCAAAUGCAUUCAAAAAAUUUUACUCAGCUGCAUCAGUUUCAAAGCAAAUAUUACUUUUUUACCCAACUAAGUACCAAAAAUUUUACAAGACUUUAAUUCAAUGAACCGUAGUGUAAAAAAAAAAUGCACUACGAAGUUUCGGCAAGUUACCUUAAAAGUUGGUGUGUUCAAUUCUCUUUUCAAAAUGGUAUAACAUUGUUGAGGAUAUUCCAUAAAUAACCGAGAUAAAUUUUUUUUCAAGGAAUCCGACUUUUUUAUUAGGUAAUUUUUCCAUAUUAUUUAAGUUUUGUACCCUUUCAGAAUGGCCCCUAGUAACAAUUGAGUUUGACAUGCCUGCCUUAAGCUAUUUUAGAAACCGUUACAAAUUUAUUUAAAACAAAUAACCAAACGCUAAGAAAUAAUCUCGAAAACUGGUUAAAAGUAGCAUGUUCGAUUUUCUAACGGGAUUAUCUCAAAAACGUUAUGUGAUAGAAUUAUUUUUCUGACUUCGGAUUUGAGCCCAGCGCACCAAAAACCUUAAGAAAAGUAUACCUUGGUUUCUGUAACAAAAAAAAAUGUUCAAUUUUGUUGACCAGUGUUAUAAGAAGGUUUAGGCUGCAAGUAAAACCUGUUUUCGCAUACAUUUGUGCUACUCAGCACAGUUUCAUGAGAAACGUCAAAACAAGUUAGACCAGUCAUUUAAACGUCACACAUAGGAAUAUUUGCAGUAAAAAAACUUAUGUCGAAUUCCUUUCAAUUUUUUGAAUCGCCUCAAAAUAAUCGAAUUUUAGAUGUUAAAAAGGAACAUGAAAGCAGACCGAAUUCUUUUUGCGAUUGUAUGUGUCUCAUUUGACAACAAUUUUUACACGACCGUCAAGCUGAAACCAAAACAAUUUCUUCAAAAUAAAACCAGAAAUUUCUUUGAUCAAUAAUUUUGUUUAUUUUCUUCGGUAAUAUAAAUUUAUUUUAAUCAGAAUCAAACGGAAAUUGCAGUUAUUAUUAAGAUCUGAGUGAAGAUGAAGUAAAAGGUUAAUUAUUUUGGCCGUAUGCUGUGGUUUUAUAGAGAAAAAAUUUCUUGAAGACAAUCACGGGAAGAAAAGUCACAGUAAUUUGACUUUUCCACAAGAAGUAUGCCAGGAAAAAAUAUAUUUUGAUCGCACAUUGUUUUUUUUUUUUAUUUAUUUCAUAUUUUUCCGCAAUAAAAAUACAAUAUACGAUUAUAAUUCACUCUUUAUUUGAAGUUGGUGUUCUCAAAUAAACAAACAUCACGAAGAAAACUUUCAGCUUGACGUUUGAGAAAUGUCAAAUGUUCCAAGUAUUUGUGCAAAUCCGUGUAAAUCUUUCAAAAAAGAGAGAUUAAAAAAAAUUCGAAUUCUGGUUCGUUUGAGGCGAAUUUUUUUUCUAUGGAACAUGAUUUUCAGAAAAAAUUCGCUUCAAGAUCGCCGAAAAUUCGAUUUUUCCAGUGAAAGGAAUUCGACAUUAAUCAAAAGUCAAUUUUCUGAAAAUCAAAAUUGACACCAAAAAAGUUGUCAAAGUGAGUGCAAUGUUUAUUUUUGAGUCAAUGUUUUUUUUGUUUUUUCGACCGUGUCUUGUUAAAAAAUGAGUAAACUGUUACAUCUACCUCAUUUUUAUUUCAAUGCGAAGUACUUUCGUAAGUGUUAUUCAAUAUACGAUAUCGAAGUGUUGUGAUAGAAAUCUAUAAAAAAAAAAUUAAAUGGAGAAUUCUUCUUCAGUUAUUUAUUAACAAUAUUAAUACAGUUUUGGAAAUAUUAGAUGGUGUUUUCUAUUUCAAUUCGGGAUUAGAACAAGUAUAUAAAAACUUGUUACUUUUGUUAAGUUAUUAUUUUAACUUUUGAUUUUGUUUUAGUAUGCCCCGUUAUUCUGCGAUGAAUUGAAAUGAGUUAGUUUAUAUACUCCUUAAACCAAUGCAACAAAAAUUGGGUGUUGUUUUUCAAUUUCUGAUAGAAAAUACUUCUUACUUUAUGCAAUGUUUUUUAUUUUUAUAUUAAGUUUACUGAUGUUAUUAGUGUAUUUUAUUUUGGGUGUUCUUAAUUUAGGUUGUAAUCCAGUCAAAUAAGGGUUUAACCUCGGAAUGAAUGUUAUUAGAAAUUUUUUUUGCUCAAUAUCUUCCUUUUGCCAUUCUAUAACAUAUCUCAAAAGUCUAGAAAAAUCUCAUGUCCGCUUGUCGCGAUUUCAAGGUCAAAUCGCGAAAUGGAGAUUUUCAAAACUAGCAAAAAUAGGCUAUGGUAUUAUAUACACAUAUGAUACAUAAUUUCAAGGUAUUUUUUAAUGCUGAUUCCAAAAAAUCUAAAAUCAAGACAAUCUGACGUCUCUACAAAAAGUUAUACCUGUUUUUCAUCUGUCAACUCAUAUUAUUAUAACAGUUGCAAACUUACUGCCGAAAAACCCUUAAAAGUUAUGGUAGAUGAACCAAAUUUUGCAUGAAGAUUUAAAGAAUCCAUCAUAAUUAAAAAUCAAAACAAUCCAUUACAAAAAAUAUAUAUACCUAUGUAAUAAUGGUAUUUUUUGAUGGAGGGGCAAAUUUUAGGAUAUGCACUAAAGAAGAUUCUUGUUCAUCUUAGGAAUAAGUGCUAAUAGGCUAAUUUUUUCAUUUUAAUCUUUGUUUGGAUAUUCUUUAACUACCUUCAAAAAUCUAAAAAAAUCUCAUGUCCACAAGUCCUAAUUUUCUUGGUUUGAAAAUAAGGUGCAGAUUUUAAAAAAUUAAUAAGAAAAGUUUAAAUUUUUAUAUGUAUACCAACAUAAGCGACAUGAUUUAAAGGUAUUUUUUAACACUUAUUCCAACAAACAAGUCAACCUGACCAUCCCUGAAAAGUAAUGCACCUCAUUCAUGUUGAUCUGACACAAAUAUCUGAAGUGUAGUUUUUCAAUUUUUUAAAAUCUGCGCCUUAUCUUCAAACCAAGAUAAUUAGGACUUGCGGACAUGAGAUUUUUUUAGAUUUUUUGGAAUCAGCAUUAAAAAAUACCUUGAAAUCAUGUAUCAUAUGUGUAUAUAAUACCAUAGCCUAGUUUUGCUAAUUUUGAAAGUCUCCAUUUCGCGAUUUGACCUUGAAAUCGCGACAAGCGGACAUGAGAUUUUUCUAGACUUUUGAGAUAUGUUAUAGAAUGGCAAAAGGAAGAUAUUGAGCAAAAAAAAUGUCUACUAACAUUCAUGCCGAGAUUUACCCCUUUUUUCUCCUUAGUUGACUAUAUUAUUGGGGAAGAGAGAAAAGUAACAGAAUUACGUAUUAGGGUUGAGGAAAACAAUGUGAGAAAAAUAAUGUCGACAGGCGGAGUAUAGGCCAUUAAUCAAAUUUAUGAGUUUUUGAUGAAAAAAUAAUAACAACAAAAAUUUGGUUUAUAUUGUAUUUUCUUGUAGAAAUAUUCAUUUUAAACAGAAAUAAUAACAAAAACCACGAAAAAUAAUUAUGGCCGGGUUUUUGAUGAAAAUACUCCUAUGUGCGUCAGUUGUCAAAACAAAACAAA
Messenger RNA from Episyrphus balteatus (marmalade hoverfly), 42239 nucleotides. RefSeq lists its product as uncharacterized. NCBI's taxonomy places the organism in Eukaryota, Metazoa, Arthropoda, Insecta, Diptera, Syrphidae. The coding region runs from base 15279 to 16472 and encodes 397 amino acids. The transcript is spliced from 2 exons. The record is from RefSeq and is a predicted model, not a curated record.